Meloidogyne enterolobii is the source of this 488-nucleotide messenger RNA. The record is from the annotation of a GenBank genome assembly. NCBI's taxonomy places the organism in Eukaryota, Metazoa, Nematoda, Chromadorea, Rhabditida, Meloidogynidae.
GACUUUGUAUAACUUUAUUUUCUUUUUCAGUCAAAAAUCUUUAUAUAAAAAUGUAUUUCCUUCCACCAGAAGUUCAACUAGAUAUAUUAAAACACCUUAAUUUCACUCAAUUAUUAUCAAUCCAACAAACAAAUAUUUAUUUCAAAAAUUUCAUUAAUCAAUGCGAAAGUCUAUUGGCACGGAAAGAAGAAGAUCAAAUCGGAUUUUCUUCCGUCAAUGAGUUAUAUUUAAAUGAGUAUAAACUUUACAAGCCAGAUCCGAAACUUUAUGAAUUUAAAUUGAGUGAACAGCUCGAGGAAAAGUGGAAAUGUGCUAUAGAUAAAUCGAUUCCAAUGUUUUUAAGCUGCAAUGAUGAUGAUAGGAUGAAUAUUGUUGAUGUUUCCUUGUUUGAGAGUAAUCCUUCUUCCGAUUGGGGUCAGUUAUUUUUAAAUAUAUCCCGAAAUAUUUUCACCCUUUUUUCAUUACUUUUGUUUCCUUUUGCUUUAUAA